AUGCGAAACCAGAGGGAAUUAGGUCUAGGACCGAAGAGAAUAUGGACAGGUAACAUAAAAGAAGAUUUGAGAAAACACGGAAUAUCCAGAGCCUUACUGCUCGCAGCUUUAGCGGGAGAGCUCAAAGCUGCAAUAGCCAACGACGUUGUGUCCAAGAACAUCACAAUGGUGUUGGAAAACCUCUUGAAGAAUUAUGAGAGUUCCCAAACGCCUACCCAUGGAAAAGGAUUAUUCGAUGGACUGCUACUUCAGGCAAUACUGGCGGGACACCCGACUCAGCUUCUUAGGCCCUAUAAAGAGCCUAAGCCUAAGUAUAAAGAUGUUGGAGAGGAUCUGGCGGCCGGACACCUACUUCUACAACGGCAAACACUCCUACGUACACACGAUAACAGUCCCCAACAAGCUGCUGAGGAUCUCUCAGGAAGGGGAUAUUCUGUACUCCAUGAGGUUGACAAUAAAAGCGAAAUGCCCAAUGGAAUUACACAAUUUUCCCAUGGAUCGUCAAUCAUGUCCUCUAAUUCUUGGAAGUUGAUUUCUUUUGAGGUCGAAAUAAGGCCCCUGCCUUCCGCCUUGGUAUAUAAAGACAAAACGCCCCGAAACGCAUAUCCAAGCAGACAACUCGUCUACCAGUGGCAAUCAGGAAAGAGUGUCAGUUUCGAAUCAGGAAUGGCUCUGUCACAGUUUGAUUUGCUAGAAAGUCCUCAGAGAAACCUUACUUUAAAAAGGAGAGAGGGAGAAUUCUCUCUCCUCCAAGUUAAUUUCAACCUUCGCCGACAUACCGGUUACUUCUUAAUACAAGUCUACGUCCCCUGCAUCCUCAUUGUAGUCCUCUCCUGGGUGUCAUUUUGGAUCCAUCGAGAGGCGACCUCAGACCGCGUUGGAUUGAGGGUACAUCUGUGCUGUGGGGUGCGGGCAUCGGCGGGGAUCGUACAUAACCUGGUGGUUUUAACCAAUCCCAACCUAGCCUCGCAGCCCGGACAGGAAGCGGAAGGGGAGAAGGGACUAGAAGACAAUCGGUGGUCUCAUUUAAAAAACCGCGAGCUCUCAGAAAAGAUUCUGAUGGCUAAUUGUCCGACCCAACAAAAGCCAAGUAUUACAACAGUGCUCACCUUAUCAACAAUUGGACUAGACAGUCGCACUGAUCUUCCUAAAGUCAGAUAUGCUACAGCUUUGGAUUGGUUUCUACUUAUGAGCUUCUUUUACUGUAUUGCUACACUGCUAGAAUUUGCAGGAGUUCAUUAUUUUACUAAAGUAGGAAGUGGAGAAAUUCCCAUGGAUGAGGAUGAAUGGGAAGAUGUAGAUGAAAUAGAAAUGAUAGGUCCAUUAGACCCACCACCAUUAGAAGUCAUUCAUAGAGGAAGAAGGAAAAGUUCUCUUAUAUGCCCUAUAUAUAAUGAUCCUGCACUAGGGAAUUCUCCUAAAAGACUCUCUCUAACUCAGGGACUAGCAUCAUUGGGACCUAAAGUACAAACUUCUGGCAAUGUCAUGGUAGAAAGACAAACCCAAACAGAUACUAAAGUUCCUCGAUGGAAACAGAUAUUUUACUGCUUGGUUGGAGAUGAGACAUAUCGAAGAGAAAGGCAGAGGGAAGCAUCAAGGGGGCAUAAAAGGGUGAACAGUGUGUCUUAUAUUGAUCGAGCUGCCAGAGUACUUUUUCCAACUUCAUUUGCUCUUCUAAAUGUUGUAUAUUGGCUUCUUUAUUUUAGAUAUCAACAACAAUUUCAUUGGAAACCACCUCCUUCUGCCUUAUAAUCCAUUGUUCAUAAUUAAAAUACUCAUAAUUUAAAUAUUCUAUUUUC
This is a messenger RNA of Nezara viridula (southern green stink bug), 1799 nucleotides long. The record is from the annotation of a GenBank genome assembly. NCBI's taxonomy places the organism in Eukaryota, Metazoa, Arthropoda, Insecta, Hemiptera, Pentatomidae.